CUGGCCGGCCUCCGAGCCGCGCGUCCCCGCUGGCCGGGCCAUGCCGAGUCGCCGCGUCGCCAGACAGCCCGCUGCGCCGGAGCUGGGGGCCCUGGGGUCCGCUGACCUCUCCUCGCUCUCUCUCGCCGUCUCCAGGACCACAGAGAUCAUCGACGAGUACAUCAAGGAGAACGGCUUCGGCCUGGAGGGGGCGGCGCCGGGCGCGGGCGAGGGGCUGCCGCGCCUGGUGUCCCGCGGGGCGGCCUCGCUGAGCACCGUCACCCUGGGCGCCGCGGCCGCCGCGGCCCCGGCCACGCCGCCGCCCUGGGGCUGCCCGCUGGGCCGGCUGAUGGCGCCCGCGCCGGGCCCCGGCCCGCGGCCGCACCUGGUCAUCGCCGAGCAGCCCAAGCAGCGCGGCAUGCGCUUCCGCUACGAGUGUGAGGGCCGCUCCGCCGGCAGCAUCCUGGGCGAGAGCAGCACCGAGGCCAGCAAGACGCUGCCCGCCAUCGAGCUCCGGGACUGUGGAGGGCUGCGCGAGGUGGAGGUGACCGCGUGCCUGGUGUGGAAGGACUGGCCCCACCGUGUCCACCCGCACAGCCUGGUGGGCAAAGACUGCUCCGACGGCGUCUGCAGGGUGCGGCUGCGGCCCCACGUCAGCCCCCGGCACAGCUUUAACAACCUGGGCAUCCAGUGUGUGAGGAAGAAGGAGAUCGAGGCCGCCAUCGAGCGGAAGAUUCAGCUGGGCAUCGACCCCUACAACGCGGGGUCCCUGAAGAAUCACCAGGAGGUGGACAUGAACGUGGUGAGGAUCUGCUUCCAGGCCUCGUACCGGGACCAGCAGGGGCAGAUGCGCCGCAUGGACCCCGUGCUCUCUGAGCCCGUCUACGACAAGAAGUCCACAAACACGUCGGAGCUGCGGAUCUGCAGGAUCAACAAGGAGAGCGGGCCGUGCACGGGCGGCGAGGAGCUCUACCUGCUGUGCGACAAGGUGCAGAAAGAGGACAUAUCAGUGGUGUUCAGCACAGCCUCCUGGGAAGGCCGCGCCGACUUCUCCCAGGCCGACGUGCACCGCCAGAUCGCCAUCGUGUUCAAGACCCCGCCCUACGAGGACCUGGAGAUCGCGGAGCCCGUGACCGUGAACGUCUUCCUGCAGCGGCUCACCGACGGCGUGUGCAGCGAGCCGCUGCCCUUCACCUACCUGCCCCGUGACCACGACAGCUACGGCGUGGACAAGAAACGGAAGCGGGGGAUGCCGGACGUCCUCGGGGAGCUGAACAGCUCUGACCCCCACGGCAUCGAGAGCAAACGGCGGAAGAAGAAGCCGGCCUUCCUGGAGCACUUCCUGCCCAGCCACGGCUCAGGCUCGUUCCUCCCGCCAUCGGCCUUGCUGCCGGACACAGACUUCUUCCCCGGCACCGUGUCCCUGCCUGGCCUGGAGCCGCCGGGCGGGCCCGACCUCCUGGACGACGGCUUCGCCUACGACGCCACGGCCCCCUCGCUCUUCACCAUGCUGGACCUCCUGCCGCCGGCGGCGCCCCUCGCCAGCGCGGUCGCUGGCAGCGGGGGCCCGGGGGCCGCCAUGGGGGAGCCGCCUGGUCCCGAGCCGCUGACCCUGGACUCGUACCCGGGCCCGGGCCCCGGAGACGGCGGCACCGCCAGCCUCGUGGGCAGCAACAUGUUCCCCAACCAGUACCGCGAGGCGGCCUUCGGCGGCGGCCUCCUGUCCCCGGGGCCUGAAGCCACGUAGCCCCCCGCGGCGGGGCCGGGCGAACCCCCAUUCCCUGGGGGCCCCCGCGGUCAGUCCUCGACCUGCUCGUCCUGCAUCGGACAUCUUCCGCGCCGGCGAGGCGCCCCGAAGCACGGGCUUCCCUCUGGGCCCAUUUCACGGAGAAGGAAACGGGCCCGGAGGGGAGCGGGGCCUCGCUGGGCCCCGGCCGCCCCGGGCCGGACCUGCGGAUUCGCAACGCACUGUACAUAUCGGGAGGCAGAUCCCCGGCCUCCCCCAGACCUGAAGACGGGGGGUCGGCUGUUUGUCCAGUCUUCCAAUAAAGAGAGUUUUUGAG
Molecule: messenger RNA, 2042 nt
Organism: Lepus europaeus (European hare)
Lineage: Eukaryota; Metazoa; Chordata; Mammalia; Lagomorpha; Leporidae
Gene: RELB
Product: RELB proto-oncogene, NF-kB subunit
Exons: 11
Coding region: 41-1726 (561 amino acids)
Biological process (GO): canonical NF-kappaB signal transduction; innate immune response; cellular response to stress
Cellular component (GO): cytoplasm
Molecular function (GO): RNA polymerase II cis-regulatory region sequence-specific DNA binding; DNA-binding transcription factor activity, RNA polymerase II-specific
Source: RefSeq, a predicted model, not a curated record